AUGAAACCGCCAACAUUCUUGGGUGGAAUUGAACCGUUGAAAGCGGAGACAUGGUUGCUUGAGAUGGAAAAACUAUUUGAAGUAUUUCCCUAUACCAAGACUCAUAUGGUUUUAUUGGCCACCUAUACUCUUAAAGACGAAGCUCGGAGAUGGUGGUUACUGAUUCGGAAUACCAAUGGAAACAUGACGUGGGCUCGAUUCAAUGAGAUCUUUUAUGAAAAGUAUUUCCUUCAAUGUUUUCGGGACCGAAAAGUGUCUGAAUUUCAAGAACUCAAGCAAAGCAGAAUGUCUGUAGCUGAGUACAAGACUAAGUUCACUGAAUUAACCAGAUUUGUUCCUCACAUGGUGGACACGGACUAUAAGAAAGCCCACAAAUUUGAAGGAGGAUUAGACUUAGACAUAUUUGAUCGAGUACGCAUAUUGAAGUUGCCAACAUACGUACAAGUCCUUGACAGAUCCUUAAUGGCGGAAGCUACCCUAGCCGCUAUGAGACAAAGUAAGGCCCCAACAACAACAACAACAACAACAAUAACAGAAUGGAGAGGAAAAAGGUCUGGGUAUAGUUUCAGAAAAGGCCAUUCUCAUGUAAGUAAAAAGCAGAACACGAGAUCUACAAGCAGCUCGAGUCAGAGUAGUGGGUCUAAUCCAGUUUGCCUUGAUUGCGAAAGGAGGCAUAGGGGUGUGUGUUACCGAGCAUCCGGUGCUUGUUUCCGAUGUGGUAAGAUUAAAAAUGGAAGUAAUGGAGAUGUGGCAGAUGAUUCUUACCAUAGAUACAAGGUAAGAUUAAAAAUGGAAGUAAUGGAGAUGUGGCAGAUGAUUCUUACCAUAAAUACAAGGUACACGGGUUGUACUCUUCAGGACUCUACCAGGUCUGUGUUUGGCCACGUUUCUAGGAGGGAGGCUAGUGAUUAUUGA
Molecule: messenger RNA, 915 nt
Organism: Camellia sinensis
Lineage: Eukaryota; Viridiplantae; Streptophyta; Magnoliopsida; Ericales; Theaceae
Source: RefSeq, a predicted model, not a curated record